Mizuhopecten yessoensis (Yesso scallop) is the source of this 3884-nucleotide messenger RNA. RefSeq names its product high affinity cationic amino acid transporter 1-like. Bases 396 to 2273 code for a protein of 625 amino acids. NCBI's taxonomy places the organism in Eukaryota, Metazoa, Mollusca, Bivalvia, Pectinida, Pectinidae. Gene Ontology annotation, cellular component: plasma membrane. Gene Ontology annotation, biological process: transmembrane transport; amino acid transport. Gene Ontology annotation, molecular function: amino acid transmembrane transporter activity. The record is from RefSeq and is a predicted model, not a curated record. The transcript is spliced from 15 exons.
GAGAUCGGCCCCGAGAGGACAAGAACUAACGAGAUUGGCCCAGAAGGACAGGAACUAACAAGAUCGACCCAGGAGGUCAGCAACUUGAUUGCAUCACUUUAUAGUGGUGCAUCACUUGACAAAAUUACGAGAUCAUCACGAGAGGACAGGAACUUACAAGAUUGGCCCAGUAGAACAGGAACUGAUGAGAUUGGCCCGAUAGGACAGGAUCAAACUAACGAGAACGUCCCGGGGGGACAGGAACUAACGAGAGCGACCCGGGAGGACAAAACUGACACAUUGUUGAAGAAACUGAAGUGUUUACAUCAGAUAGAAAUUUGUAUUUAUUUGAUUCAGACAUCAUAAGUUUAAUUUACUAAAGAGGUUUUACAGAAGAGCUUUAAACCAAAGACAGGAUGAGCAGUUUCAGACAAAAGCUUUUGAGAAGGAAAUUUGUGGAUUUGUCAUCUGUAACAAACACCAAGCUAGCCCGAUGUCUCACCACGUUCGACUUGACCGCUUUAGGUAUUGGCAGUACUCUGGGAGCUGGUAUCUACGUGGUUGCCGGCCAGGUUGCUAAGGAGAAGGCAGGACCAGCUGUCACCAUUUCCUUUCUAAUUGCAGCCCUGGCAUCAGUUCUGGCAGGUUUGUGCUAUGCAGAGUUUGGUGCACGUGUACCAAAGACCGGUUCGGCGUAUGUGUACAGCUAUGUGACUGUGGGAGAGUUCCUGGCAUUCGUCAUUGGCUGGAACCUCAUUUUGGAGUAUGUCAUAGGUACAGCCAGUGUAGCAAGGGCCUGGAGCUCCUACUUCGACUCACUCAUCAACAAAGUCAUCCAGACGUUUUUCAAGGAACACAUGCCGAUGAAUAUUCCCGGCUUUUCCUCCUAUCCAGACUUCUUCGCUCUAGGAAUCACUUUACUGUUAGCUGUGGUUUUAGCCGUAGGCGUGAAGGAGUCAUCAACUUUUAAUAACAUUUUCACGGGCGUGAAUUUGCUGGUGGUGACCUACGUGAUCAUUUGUGGGAUGUUCAAGGUCGAUGUACACAACUGGCAGCUUAAGCCCUCAGAGAUUCCUGGAAAUGCUACAGUGUCUGGAAGUGGAGGAUUUAUGCCGUUCGGUUUUUCGGGGAUGAUGUCUGGGGCAGCCACCUGUUUUUAUGCUUUUGUUGGGUUCGACUGUAUAGCUACAACAGGGGAGGAGGUAAAGAACCCGCAGAAAGCUAUCCCUAUUAGUAUUGUCGUGUCCCUGAUAGCCAUCUUUUUUGCCUACUUUGGAAUAUCGGCUGUUAUGACUCUGAUGUGUCCGUAUUACCUACUGGAUGAGGAUGCGCCUCUCCCAGAUGUGUUUGACCGCGUUGGUUGGGGCGUGGCUAGAUACAUCAUAGCGGUCGGGGCAAUUUGUGGUCUCUCUACUAGUUUACUCGGAGCCAUGUUUCCGCUGCCCAGAGUUAUCUAUGCCAUGGCCAGUGAUGGCAUUUUGUUCCGGUCUCUAGCAAACAUUAGUGACCGCUUCAAAACACCAUUGAUGGCCACUGCGAUAUCUGGAGUGUUUGCAGGUGUGAUGGCCAUGAUGUUUGACCUGUCGGAGCUGGUGGACAUGAUGUCUAUAGGAACCCUCCUAGCCUACACUUUAGUGGGAGUUUGUGUGUUACUGCUGAGAUAUCGUGUGAAAGUUAUGAAAACUUCAACUGAUGCAGACGACAGUGACAGCAUCAAUCAAGGUAGCAGUGACGAUAGUGAUGUUAUGACUCGCAGAAAAAGCCCCGUCAAUGAGUCCGACCCUUUAGUAGGAGAUGCCAGCUACAAAGACUGGCUCAAAGCAAUGAUGAAGUGCGACGAAUCUGAGCCUACAGUAUUCACAGAAAAAAUAGCCCAAUUCAAUAUUAUUUGUAUAUGUAUGAUUAUAAUAGUUCUCAGUCUUGUGCUAAUCUUUGCGGAGGAAAACCUUGCCAACGUAGAGUGGUGGGCUAUUACACUUGUUACACUGUUGGUCCUCGCCAUCCUCAUCCUCCUCUACUCAAUCCGUGUUCAACCAGAAAAUACUCAAAAAGUCAGCUUCAAGGUGCCGCUGCUGCCCAUGUUACCAGUGUUGAGUGUGUUUGUCAAUAUCUACCUAAUGCUAAAGCUCUCUAGCGCUACCUGGAUCCGGUUUGGAGUUUGGAUGUUUAUAGGGUUUGUCAUGUAUUUUGGCUACGGAAUCUGGAACAGCAGCGAAGGAGAUCGCUAUAAAGAACUGCAGACAUUCAAAACGAAAAAAGGCAAUGCACCAAAGGAGACAACGAAUUUAAUUUAAACCAGUAGAUAAUGUAAAAACAUAUGUAUAUAUAAAACAUACAAGUGUUUUUGGACAAAGCAUGAUUUGUCACAGGGUGGAUAAACUGACAUUAUACAAAUAAGCCAAUAGCGGUGUUAGGUUUGAUAUCGCAGGAACUCUCAUUAUAACACGAUGUCUACUAACUUUGUAUAACGUGUUCAGAGUAAUGUAAUAUGUACUAGGGACUUGUUGUAAUAUAGACUAGGGACUUGUUGUAAUAUGUACUAGGGACUUGUUGUAAUAUAGACUAGUGACGUGUUGUAAUAUAGACUAGGGGCUUGUUGUAAUAUGAACUAGUGACGUGUUGUAAUAUAGACUAGGGACUUGUUGUAAUAUGUACUAGUGACUUGUUGUAAUAUGUACUAGGAACUUGUUGUAAUAUGUACUAGGGACUUUUUGUAAUAUGUACUAGGGACCUGUUGUUAUAUGUACUAGGGGACUUUUGUAAUAUCUGAUAAUGAUGAAGAUAUGUAUAUCUAGUAUAUACAAACAUGCAUGGGUGUUUUAUGAUGGAAUGUGUUAUCCCGGUGAGAAAAUCGUUGUUCAAAGUAAUAUCAGCUUAUAAUAUUUAUUUUAAUUUAAGCUAUGGGAUAUUGUUCUCGUGGAGAUGGAACUUGGUUAGUUAUUUCCCCCAUGUCAUAGAACCCUUCCAAUACGAUUUUAAAAUGAAUCAGAAAAUAUGAGCCUAGUCAAAUUCCACUGAGCUAAACGAUAAUAUGUUUUUUAUUUGGUUAUGAAAGAAAAGUUUCUAAAUGUACAGUGUGUGUAAUGGUCCAUGCCAACACUAGCUGGUUCUACCUACAUCAACUGUGAUUACGUUCCAUCUCAAUAUCUGCUAGUAUUAUAACGGAGUUAUACAAUCAGUGUCUAUGUACGUCCGUAGUUUUGUUACGUAGAUAUAUUUGACAUUUUUUACUUGCCAUCAUUUAUAUUCAUGAUUAUUACGUCUCUUAUAUAUAUACCAAUAUUAUAAAAGCAGCUAAAUGAUCCUUACAGACGAAAAAAUAAUAAUAAUAUUAAAAUAUCAACAUCGAGUCUUUAGUACUUUCAUCUCGCAAAGGUGACUCUCCAGACUGUUGUUUAUAUAUAUAUAUAUGUACGAACUGAAACAGUUCACAGAUAUGAUAUUUUCACAGCAAUUUGAAAAUAAGUAAACUUAGAUUUCAGAAAUAAACAUGCAGAUGAUAUAUUACUACUUGCAUUUUUCUAAACUUCAACUUCAUAAUACCUACGAUGGAGUCGGGGAUUUAUCUAACCAUAAAAUUGCCAUAAUUGUUAUCUCGGGACCCAAUGGUUUUUAUACCCAGCAAACCUCAGCAGAACGAGAUGCAAUAACUUAAUAGCAAUAACUUGGUAUUUAUCUGUUAUUCCUUUACCUGCAACUUUCUUUUUUUCUUUCUUCAAAUUAAAAUCCGAACAGAAAAAAAAGCAGUUUUAGAGUUAUUCACCAAAACAAAUGUAUCACAGAUUCCAUCACUUUUCUUCAUACAAUAUAAUUCGUAAUUAUGCGAAGUUAUAAUUAUACAAUCUGCGCUGUAAUUGUUCACUGAAAUGUGAAGUAUACGUUUAUACAACAAUAAACUGACCAAC